AUGAUCGAGGCGGCCCUUAGCAUCGCCUUCUGGUUGUCUAGCUGUUUGACAGUCCUCAUUCUCGCCUUACCCUCGCAGUAUAUUCCACAGCGUGCGAAAGAAGAGAAAAUUGACAAUGGAAAAGAGAAGGUCACUGUUCAAAUCUUGGUUUUGGGAGACAUUGGUCGCAGUCCGCGUAUGCAAUACCACGCAUUAAGCAUUGCUCGCCAUGGAGGCCAGGUGGAUAUUAUCGGAUACCAAGAAUCCGACCCUCAUCCCGAAAUUACGUCUAAUCCAAAUAUCUCGAUUGUUCCAUUACCUCCGCACCCGAACAUUCUCCAAACCAACAACAAACUCCUAUUCCUUGCGUUCGGACCUCUUAAAGUCAUAUUCCAAAUUUUGUCCUUAUGGAUAUGCCUUGCAUAUCGUACCAAACCUGCGAAAUACCUACUCGUCCAGAAUCCUCCAUCUAUCCCAACCCUCGCCCUCGCUUCCGUCGUUUGCUUCUUCCGACAGACCAGACUCAUUAUCGAUUGGCACAACUUUGGUUACUCAAUCUUGGCACUGAAAUUAGGCGAUCAGCAUCCAUUAGUUCGGAUUUCGAGAUGGUACGAGAAAUUGUUUUGUAGGUGGGCAAUUGCACAUUUCUGCGUCACCAACGCCAUGGCGCGCGUCUUGAAAGAAGAGUUUGGGAUUACAAAAGCUCCGAUCUUGACAUUACACGAUCGCCCGGCGAGUCACUUCAAACCCAUCCUGGUCGAGGAGGAAAAAGUGCAGUUCCUAGCGUCUCUUGAGGAGGGAACAGCUACUAAAGCUGAGCUGACGAGGGGAGACGUGCGCGUCCUUGUUAGUUCAACGUCUUGGACCCCCGAUGAAGAUUUCUCGGUCUUGAUAGAUGCCCUGUGUCAAUACUCAGAAGCUGCAAUGUCUAGAAACACCUCUUUGCCGAGGGUUCUAGCCAUAAUCACAGGCAAAGGACCACAGAAAGAGAUGUAUCUCAACGAAAUAUCAUCUCGUGAAAAGGCUGGCAAGCUCGGGAAAGUGACUAUCAAAACAGCUUGGCUGAGCACGCUCGACUACGCAAAACUCCUAGGCUGUGCAUCACUCGGUGUCAGCUUACAUACAAGCAGUAGCGGCGUUGAUUUACCCAUGAAGGUAGUGGACAUGUUUGGUGCUGGUUUGCCGGUUGUUGGAUGGAGUCGAUUUGAAGCUUGGCCCGAGCUAGUUACAGAAGGCGUCAAUGGGCGAGGAUUUGGAAGCCCAGAAGAACUGGCCAGUCAGCUUACGGAUCUAUUCGGUAACCCUAAGAAACUUGAGAACCUCAGAAGUGGUGCUCAAAAAGAGAGCCUGCACAGAUGGGAUCAAGAGUGGGAUCCUAUUGCAGGCCGACUGCUCGGAUUGGUGGAGCCUUAA
Messenger RNA from Talaromyces marneffei, 1392 nucleotides. RefSeq lists its product as uncharacterized. Bases 1 to 1392 code for a protein of 463 amino acids. The record is from RefSeq and is a predicted model, not a curated record. Gene Ontology annotation, cellular component: endoplasmic reticulum. The transcript is spliced from 2 exons. Gene Ontology annotation, molecular function: mannosyltransferase activity. Lineage: Eukaryota; Fungi; Ascomycota; Eurotiomycetes; Eurotiales; Trichocomaceae.